CCGCCCUGGGAAAUGUGGAAGCCGCCUCAGCGGUGCUGCAAUGGCGGCACGGGUCUCCUACUUUUACGAUGCGGACGUGGGCAACUUCCACUACGGGCCUGGCCACCCGAUGAAGCCACAUCGCCUGGCGCUCACCCACAGUCUCGUGCUGCACUAUGGCCUUCACAAAAAGAUGAUGGUCUACAAGCCGUACCGCGCGUCGCAGCACGACAUGUGCCGCUUCCACUCGGAGGAGUACAUUGACUUCCUGCAGCGCGUCACGCCCCACAACAUCCAGGGCUUCACCAAGAGCCUCAACACUUUCAACGUCGGGGACGACUGCCCUGUGUUUCCUGGUCUCUUCGAGUUCUGCGCAAGAUACACAGGUGCCUCUCUGCAGGGAGCAACGCAGCUCAACAACAAGAUGUGCGAUAUUGCAAUCAAUUGGUCUGGUGGGCUUCAUCACGCCAAGAAGUUUGAGGCAUCGGGAUUCUGCUAUGUCAAUGACAUAGUUAUUGCCAUCCUGGAGCUGUUGAAGUACCACCCGCGUGUGCUCUACAUCGACAUUGACAUCCACCACGGGGACGGGGUGCAGGAAGCCUUCUACCUCACCGACCGCGUCAUGACCGUGUCCUUCCACAAAUAUGGGAACUACUUUUUCCCCGGAACAGGUGACAUGUACGAGGUGGGUGCGGAGAGCGGGCGCUACUACUCUGUCAACGUCCCCCUGCGGGACGGCAUCGACGACCAGUGCUACAGGCUGCUGUUCCAGCCAAUUAUCAAGCAGGUGAUGGACUUCUACCAGCCCACGUGCAUCGUGCUGCAGUGCGGCGCUGACUCACUGGGCUGUGAUCGCUUGGGCUGUUUCAACCUCAGUAUCAAGGGACAUGGCGAGUGCGUAGACUUUGUGAAGUCGUUCAAUAUUCCGCUGCUGGUGCUCGGCGGAGGGGGCUACACGGUGAGGAACGUGGCACGGUGCUGGACAUACGAAACCUCUUUGCUGAUGAACGAUCCCAUAAGCGAUGAACUUCCAUACAACGAGUAUCUCGAGUACUUUUCACCCGACUUCAGUCUGCAUCCAGACAUCAGCACUCGCAUUGAAAACCAGAAUUCCAAGCAGUACUUGGAGCAAAUCCGGCAAAGCAUCUUUGAGAACCUGAAGAUGCUGAACCACGCACCCAGCGUUCAGAUCCACGAGGUUCCUUCCGACUUACUCAGCUACGAGCGCAAGGAUGAGCCCAACCCAGACGCCCGCCCCGGCACGGACGACGCCAUAGUCAAGCCCGAUGCGGCCAACGAGUUUUACGACGGAGACCAGGACAACGACCGGGAGAGCGACGUGGAGGUGUGAAGGCCGGGGGGGCCACGCGGAGGCCUCGGAUGCGCGGAGGUGUGACCGUCCGAGCACGGAUCUCUUCCACGAUAUCAACUAGGCGUGUAAUGAUGUAUCGAUUUAUAAAUGAUGAUUAUGUUCACAGUCAUCAGUAGCCAUGAACUAUCCACUGCUGGAUAAAGGCUUGCCCCAAAGCGUUCCCUUCCCUCGCGAUCCCGCAGUGUAUAACAAUCCACCCAAUUCACGAUUAGCUGAUUUAAUCGCUCAAUCUUGGCGAUGGAUAUCCACUUGGACAUGUUCUCUCUCCUUUGGCUGCCACUCAAUCGUUAGGCUCGACCACUAUGUCAUCAUCCUUUUCAGUGACGUGUUACUGUUCUGAAGGCCUCUUAACCAAUAUGAUGUGUCUGGCUUGCGUCUGCUCUCUGCUCUGUGUUCCUCUUUCUUUCAGUGUAAUUCCAAGCACGCACCUUGCCAUGUUUCUUGCACACUUUUCCGCUCCUGUUGCAUUUAGUUUUUCCAUGCCCAUGUUUAAGUUAUAUCGGAUAGUAUACACUGAUUAGAAAUAUUCUUAUCGAGGCACAUUGGUACGUUACGUUUCAUUAGUAAGUUCAUAUUUGCAAAAGCACCAAAACCUGCUCGUACACUCCUGACAGAGAGAUAAUCUUUGAUGGUUUGUUGAACUUAUAUGUAACUUACAUUUUACCUAACAUUUUGCUUGCUCUGGUUUUAUUUCUGGAGCGCUACUUCUAGACCAACUUCUUCUAUCACUUCCAGUAGUUCCUUUCCAUUGGUUGUUACGCCCACAAUACACGCAUCGAAUCGCUCGAAUCAUACAGCAAACCCUUGCCCAUCCCCGAGGGUUACGUUCUUGAAAAUAUCCGCAAUCAGUAAAUCCGCAAACUCGAAGGCAAAUGUGAAAAGUAGGUUGACGAUUAAUAUUUUCUAACGCUAAAUACAGCUUGUACGGUAAAUGUAUAGAAUAAAAAAACUAAUGUAUUGUACAAUACUGUACACAUCCGUGUACGGUAGUGUACAGUAUUGUACAUGACAGGAAGAAAAAUCACGUGGCCAAACGUCGCUGCCACACUGGAGGCUGGGAAUACAUCACCUGGGACCCGCCAUGGGCUGCUUGGGAGACUAGAUGGAGACAAGAUGACGCGUAUUUCCUUUCGCGGCAGCAUCACCGCAAGCAGUACAGUUAUGCACGCAGGAAUCUCCCUGUCAACUGCGAAUGGUCAAGCCACAGGGGCGCCAUCGGCGAACCGUCCCUCCAAUAAAUUUGGCGUAAAACCAUGAUGAGGAGGGAAAAUCGUUACAUGCCAAACAUAAGAUCCUACUUGAUAAAAUGGCCUUGUCACAUACGUGUGAAUUUCUCAAAAAGUGUUAUUUCUUGUAGUGACCAUUUGCUGUGCUGUUUUCGUUGUAAACCAGAAAGGUCGGAAGGGAUCCAACCAAUCGCAUAGUUGUAAUUGUUUAUUUUCAGUCGUCUAUUUUUUUAGUAUGGCUGUGAUAUUCACAGUAAAACAAGACAAGUCUUGUGGUGCAAUGAUAAUGUGACUUCUCCGAUAGUCUGUUUUCCUAUAACGCGGUAGUUGCGUUCCUGUAAAACACCGCAUUAUAGAAAAAUCACGUUCUAAUAAUACGGGCUAAAGCACAGUCCGCGAUAACACGUGAGAUGCGGAUUGUGCAGGCUGAACAAAGAUUGAGGCGCGUGGAUAGCACGCGCCUCAAUCUUAACCUGGAGUGCACGCACGCCCUGGGGGUGCGAGAUGAUGCCCUUUCCGGAAGGUUAAGAACCACUGAUCGAGAAGCAGAGGUCGCAAUUGGGUACCCGAUACCCGUACCCGACCCGAUACCCGGCUGGGUACGGGUACCGGUUUGCGACCCUGGUGCGGCCAGGUACGGGUAGGCCCUGAGUUACUGGUGAGUCACCGUUUGUCACUCAUUUCCCAACGUCUUGUCUCUUCUCACAAUUCAAGUUCCUCGAAUCAACCCACCCGUGCCUGCAACAUGACUUCAUCCCAGAGGUCGCAAUCGGGUACCCGUUUGUGACCCUGGUGCGGCCGGGUACGGGUAAGGAAUCAAAACCCGUUUGCGACCUCUGUCGAGAAGUAUCCCGCCUUGGUUGAUGCUAUGCCGAGGCAGCCGUACAACGGCUUAUUCCGACUCGUGCGACGUAGUUCUGUUCGCUCAAUCGCGUGAUAUCCAAUUCACAUCAGCGUCAUGAAAAAAAUGCGCACCCUAAUACAUUCAUCACGUCAUAUCCAAUUUGCGUUGUGAAAAUGCGGCGUUAUAGGAGAACAGACUGCACGUGAAUAGAUCGAGUACUUUACUCGUGGUAAAGUGUGACCUGUAAGCCCUGAUCUACGUUGUAAUAAACAUGUACAUCUGUUAA
Messenger RNA from Lethenteron reissneri (Far Eastern brook lamprey), 3707 nucleotides. Its product is annotated as histone deacetylase 3. Gene Ontology annotation, molecular function: histone deacetylase activity. Lineage: Eukaryota; Metazoa; Chordata; Hyperoartia; Petromyzontiformes; Petromyzontidae. Gene Ontology annotation, biological process: epigenetic regulation of gene expression. The record is from RefSeq and is a predicted model, not a curated record.